Lathyrus oleraceus (garden pea) is the source of this 565-nucleotide messenger RNA. RefSeq lists its product as uncharacterized. Lineage: Eukaryota; Viridiplantae; Streptophyta; Magnoliopsida; Fabales; Fabaceae. The record is from RefSeq and is a predicted model, not a curated record. The coding region runs from base 136 to 513 and encodes 125 amino acids. The transcript has 2 exons.
UCAAGACGCAUCGAGUCGGUUGCAUCUCAAAAAGAGGUACAAAUAUAUAUACCCAUUGAAUUAUAUACGCAACGAUUCUGUUGCAUCACAAAAAGUCAUGAUUUAAUUUAUAUGAAUUUUUAGGUUCCCGGUCGAAUGUUGAAAAAAGCUGGUAAGGAUAUUCCAACGAAGUCCGGGACAAAAACAAAUCCUAAAUCUCAAAAAGAGGUUCCCGGUCAAAUGUUGGACAAAGCUAGUAAGGAAAUUCCAACGACGUCCGGGACAAAAUCUCAAAUUAUGAUGCGUCUUGAGAAAAUGGUGGAAGAGUCAGAUAUUAUGCACGGCGCCAUCCGUAGUGUAGAUAUGGAUGAAGGUGUUUUCGGAAUUGCUCAUUCCGAAUUAAUUGCAAAGGAGGACAUGCAACAACUUUUUGAACACGAAGAAUUGGGCAUCGCUGUCAUUCAUACAUACAUAUGGUACUCCGAUCAAUCUAUUAUUUACUUAGUUGAACAAUUUAUUUACACAUUUCAAUGAGUAGUCUAAUGUUUAUUAUGUUUCUAUUUAAGGUAUAUGUAUGACACAUUGA